Molecule: messenger RNA, 3346 nt
Organism: Choloepus didactylus (southern two-toed sloth)
Lineage: Eukaryota; Metazoa; Chordata; Mammalia; Pilosa; Megalonychidae
Product: protein FAM25C-like
Exons: 2
Coding region: 2573-3073 (166 amino acids)
Source: RefSeq, a predicted model, not a curated record
GGAACACACAUAACUGAGCAAAUAGGGAAGGGGCUUCGAGGGGUCCUGGGAGCAUCCCCGUGGGUCCUUCAGCCCAAUUCCCACCAGCCGUGUCCCAGGAUCCCCCCUAUCCUCUGCAGCAUUGCCUGAAGCCUGAGCAGAGUGAGCUGGAAUCUAUAACAAGGGGAAGGUGAUGACAUUGGGACCUGUGGCAGCCCCAGGCCCUCCGGGGAUCCUGGCAAAGGGUAUACAGGGUCACGCAGGACAUUUGGUAACCCGGCAAGAGAAGGGUUACUGUGUUCUAGUCCUUAAAGGGCCCCCUCCCAAAUUGUUCAAUACCCAACCCACCCCUGCCAGGGGAGGUCCUGCUGCCCUCGCACCCACAGCCCCAUGGGGUGGGCUGUCUACAGCCCUAGGGCGUCCUGGGCAUGGCCCAGGAAGGAGAGAAGGCCUCACCAUGAGGGCCUGUUGUCAGGUAAACACUAAUUAGGCCCCACGCACCCGGGAGGGCAACUCUGAAGGAUGAGGAAACCUGCAUGGGGAUGGGGGGAGGUGGCCUUAGAUGCCUGCCCCCUGCCUGGGACACAGGGACACAGGGACCUUCCUUCUAUGACUCCAGGCCAGCGGUGUUAUGUCCCCACAGCUCCGCAUCCCCCAGCCCUCUGGCUCCAAGGCACCUGCCCACCCUGGUGACUGGGGGCUCAGUGCCAAGGGCCCCCCCCACCCAGCACAUCAGUGAGGCGGGGAGGAAGCUGCUGUUUAUCAAGAGAGCCAUGGGCUCUGACUAGGGGUGACAUGCCAGGAAGGCACGGCUGUCCCCGUUUUAUAGGUGAGGAAACUGAGGUUCUGGCAAGGUUGGUGACUAAGGGCACCAGCCUCUGCAUGUGGCUUGAGGCAGGCCUCUCCCUCCUGAGUAAUUGGGGAGCAGCCUGGCUGCCCCUCAGCGGGUGAUGUGCCAGGGGCAGGUAGAGCUGCUCUCUGGGAGGGAUCUGGGGUCCCCUGUCCAAUCCUGGGACCCCCUGCGGGAAAGACGCUGCUGGCCUUGCUGGGCCUCCCCCAGAGGCUGCUCUCUGGGGUGUGGGGAGGGCUGGGGUUCCCUCAGGUGAUGGCUGCCCCAGGUGCACUCAGGUGUUCCAGUGAGUGAGAGGCAGCUGACUGGCAGCCAGGGGUGACUCUGCUUCUGGUCAGUGUUGAGUUCUCCUCCGCCCAGGGCAAGGCCCGCCCGGGCCUCAGCUCCCCACCUGGGCCAUGGAGGCCGCAAGGCCGCUCUGCAGAGCCAAGGUUCUCAGGAAUGGGGGUGUCCGGGUGGUUUCGGCCCAGCAAGUGCUCGCCAGCACCUGCUCCACUUGGGUUCCUGACCUGAGGGGUCAUCCAGGGCCCCCUGGACCACUGAACCACCAAGGCCCUGACUAGGCUGCAUUGGGGCCCCAGGGGCAGCAGGCUGGGGGCCCUCCCUGAGCCUUGUCACCAGGUACCCACCAGUGCCCAUAGCUGUGGGGAGCUUGGACCUGGGGACGGACGGGGCUGCCUGUCAUCCUCCAGAGCACUCAGGGCCCUGACUCGGGGGAUGGCUGUGUCCUGGGCUGACCCUUUCCCUCUGGGGUCCAGCUCAGCUCUGCUCCCAGCCCUGUGCCUCACAGGCUUGGUGGGGGUGGGGGUGGGGUCCCGUGGUGCCAGAGGGGCAGGGUGACACCAAAGCAUGGGGUGGCCCCGCCCAGCCUGUCCACUGCCGCUUGGUGACUCACCUGCCCAGCCUCCAGGAACAGGAGCAUCUAUAAAAACCCAUUGGUCCAGGCCCUGGCACACUGUCUGGCUGCCACCUGCUGCGCUACGAUGCUGGGAGGCCUGGGGAAGCUCGCUGCCGAGGGCCUGGCACACCGCACCGAGAAGGCCACCGAGGAGGCCGGUAAGGACACCGCAGGCCUUUCCGUCUCAGGGCCAGUGGGUGAGCCCAGAGGAGGACUUUUGAGGCAGACGGGAGCCCAGGCUGCUAGGUGAGGAGCUGGCUGCUUAGAUUAUGAGUAUCUCAUACAGAGAAAUGAAGAUGGAUUUUUAUUUUUCUUGUAAUUUUACCGUAUAUCUCUUCAUUAAGAAAUCAGCAGGUCCAAUUGUGUUGUCAGUCACCUGGGUGCAUACAAAGACAUUUUCAAUUGAUUCCAAAUUCCAAAUACCUGUUGUGCAUGCAGGAGGCAGCAGCUGUAUGUGGAAAGGCUGAGGCAGUCUCACCUGUUGGAAAUUAUCGUAAAAAGGACCUUAUGCCCGAGUUUGCUAUUCUGUUUAUAAACGGCUGCAAAUAUGUUCUUGUCCUCAUUUGUAAACUCUGCAGCUGGUGUUAACCUCCCUAUUUAAUCCUUCAUGAACCCUCCGAGUUCCCAUUUUACAGAAGAGGGAACCAAGCAGUGAAGGGUAGAGUUAGAAUUAGAACCACGUCUUCCAACUCCAGAAUCUUCCAGUUCUAGCUCGCUACCAUCUGAACUUGCAAUGGCUCAGAGAGUGGGCAGAGAAUUGUCAUGUGUUGGAGGAGUGGCUUUGGGGGAACUGGUUUGGCUGGAGGAGGCUUCAGGCCCGUGGCGGCACCCCUCCAGCCUGAGCCAUGGUGGCCUGUACAUCCUGGGAGGUGCUGGGAGCUGGGAAGCAGGCCCAGGCGUGGCUGCACGACCUGCUGGCGGGAGCACAUACCUUCUGGUGUUCCAGGCCCAGCUGGGAGCACCUGUGCCCUCCUCGGGCUCCCUCAGCUUGCCCCCCAGCAGCCCAGGCCCCACUUCAGCCUCGGAAGGGAGUCAGCUGGGGGCUCUCUCAUGAGCUGGAGGCUGGGUUUCCAGAACCAUCCGGGCCCAGCUGCAAGGAGGCCUGGGCUCAGGUUAUGCUCUCACUUUGGACUUGUCUCAUCUUUGCAGUUCAUGUGGUGGAGGAGGUGGUGAAGGAGGUGGUGGGCCACGCCAAGGAGGCUGGAGAGAAAGCCAUUGCCGAUGCCUUACAGAAAGCCGAAGAGGCAGGGAGCAGAGUGGCAAAGGAAGUCACCGAGAAGGUGACCAGCACGAUCACAAACACGGUCACACACGCAGCGGAGAGCCUAGGCAACCUGGGCCAGUGAGCACGCCCACCGCCCCGGCCCACCCCCCAUAAAAAUCUGUGAAAUGUGUGCACAAGUCCUGGCUUUAUUCUUAUUUGAAGGGAAACACUGGGCAAAGUAUUUUUCAGGUGAAUCAAUGUGCGUGUACCACAUGUCUCCAUUGCACAACCUGGAGGCCAGUGUGUCGGGCUUGGCGGGUGAGCUCAGCAGGGUUCCCAGCUCAUAGCAGCUGCUGCUGUGUCACACUGAGGUUUCCCAUGGCAGCAAGGAGCUGCUGAGGAAUUGUUAGUGUCU